AUGGGAAACUGUCAGAAAUACGCUAUAAAUGAAGAAAAGCUUGUAGAAGCAGAGGCUAAGCUGUUUAGACUCACUGGGAUGGAAUUAAAUGAAUUCAAGAUAAGAAACGUAGUGAUAAAUGAUUAAUAAGACUAUGUAAGAACUAUCUAAUGUGGAAAGGAAGAUGGCGAGAAAGUAGUCUUAGUGCAUGGAUAUGGAGGCUCUGGGUUGAUUUUCUUUAAAAUCAUUAAAUAGCUAGCUGAGCAUUUUAACCUGAUUCUAAUUGACAUAAUUGGAAUGGGAGCUAGUAGUAGACCUAAAUUUGAGGCUAAAACAGCUAGUGAAGCUGAUGAUUUCUUUGUCGAUUUCUUAGAGUCUUGGAGAAAAGCCAUGGACCUAACCAACUUUUAUUUAUGUGGUCACUCAUUCGGAGGUUAUAUUUGUGGUCACUAUGCCUACAGAUAUCCAGAACAUCUUAAAAAGGUUUUAAUGUUAUCCCCUGCUGGAGUUGUCUGGGUACCUGCUGACUUUGAUAUCUCAAAGAUGAAAUUCAAGAACGGCAAGUCCCCUAGCAAGAUGGUCAAAUCUAUUGCUGAAAGUGUGUGGGAAAAGAAAUGGUCGCCAUUUGGAGUGAUGAGGAAGUCAGGAAAGUUUAUUGGUAAGAAGAUUAUUAAAAGUUACUUGAACAAGAGAAUGAAUAUGCUUACUGAUGAGGAAUAGUAGAUCAUGCUUGACUACAUGUAUUAAAUAUUUAUGAAAGACGGUUCAACUGAGUAUGCCAUCUUUAUUUGCUUUAAACUUGGAAUGUUUGCUGAAAAUCCUCUUGAAACUGAAGAUAGACUAGGCAACCCAGAUUUACCCAUACCAGUCAGCUUCUUCUACGGAGAUUAGGAUUGGAUGGAUAGAAAAGGUGGCGAUAGGACAGUUGAGAGAAAUAAAUUUGCUGAUACUCUUAGUUUUGUCUAUAUAAUCAAUAACUCUGAUCAUCAUAUGUACUUGGAUAACCCAGAUGAAUUUGCUAAAGCCAUAAUCCAUGAUAUCCAGUACACUAAUGAUAGAUAUGAAUUGGUUGGAGAACAAUAUGGCAAUCAUAUUUCUAAUAGAAUUACUAAAAGAGAUGGCUUAGAUAGAACUGGCUAAGAGGAAUCAAAGAGUAAUGAUCAAUUCGACAUAGAAAGCGAUAUGAUGGAAAACAGCUAGGAAAAGGUUCAACCUCAACAUUGA
Molecule: messenger RNA, 1203 nt
Organism: Stylonychia lemnae
Lineage: Eukaryota; Ciliophora; Spirotrichea; Sporadotrichida; Oxytrichidae
Source: the annotation of a GenBank genome assembly